This is a messenger RNA of Arabidopsis lyrata subsp. lyrata, 592 nucleotides long. RefSeq lists its product as uncharacterized. The transcript has a single exon. Bases 21 to 362 code for a protein of 113 amino acids. Lineage: Eukaryota; Viridiplantae; Streptophyta; Magnoliopsida; Brassicales; Brassicaceae. The record is from RefSeq and is a predicted model, not a curated record.
AGCUUUUGCAUGAGAGAGGAAUGACAACAAAUUCUGGAAGCUUGUUUGAGGCAGAGGAGAUAUCAGAUGGAGAGUGUGUUACUACUACUAAAACACAAAAAGUGCAGCAGAAUGUGAGAGGUGCACGGAUUUUGAGCAAGGAAGAGGAGAAUAAGAGAGAUAGCUACUUGUUCUGCUGUCAGAAUUUCUACACUCUUCCUGAGAUGAUCAAAUACAUGAAGGAGAAUCAUGGUAUAGGAGAAACCACUGUGAAAAAUGUUUUCAGAGAACUGUUGAAAGGUAGAAAAGCUGAAGCAUAUCUCCGAGAAUCUCAAAAAAGAAUGAAGAUAAGAACUAAAGAACAACAACAACUACUGAGGUGAAAAAAUCUUAUCUUUUGGGCUUAUGAUCUGUGAGAGAGUGUUCAGAUAUUUUUCUUUGUUUCAGUUUGUUUGUGAUUCGGAUUUUGUUGGUUUAGGAGCUAUUAUUCUUGGAUUAGUAACUUUUGGUUUCUGUUAAGAGUCUCAACUGAUUCAGAUUCUUUCGAAAAUAAGAAAACAUUUAUAUUUUCAGCAAAAAGAAAAGAAAAAAAAGUGACAGAAUUACACAGCUA